This is a messenger RNA of Haliotis rubra (blacklip abalone), 771 nucleotides long. RefSeq lists its product as uncharacterized. The record is from RefSeq and is a predicted model, not a curated record. Bases 14 to 451 code for a protein of 145 amino acids. The transcript has 4 exons. Lineage: Eukaryota; Metazoa; Mollusca; Gastropoda; Lepetellida; Haliotidae.
AUCAAUAUUUGAUAUGAGUAAGAACUUUAUAUUGUUUUAUUGUUUAAAUAUCUUGUCAUCAUGGACUAUCAACCGAGUGUUGGACAUUCUAGGGUCCUCUGACUGUGAGGUGGAAUGCUGUAGAGGAUGCGAAGAAUCCUUCGUAGGAACAAUAAGCAAGACACAUGUGAACUACACCCAGCUGAGGAGCCGAGCCAGUAGCUACUACGUAUCUUGUGGUUUCUGGGGGUGGGGCUCUUGCAAAAAAUACCGUCUUCGGUACUACAUCUACAAGACCUACAAGACUCUGUAUUACAAGACCGUAGGGAUGAAGUGUGACCCCGGCUGCCAGUGUGUCCAGAGAGUGUCUGUGGGUCCACUUCCGAUACUCUUCCUGUCGUCCAACGCCACGACGUCCAAUGUCACUACGGCCACAUCCACAACCCCUCUGACAACCUAUCUUCAACCCUGAGAUCCCUCCACUGGUUACCCAUCAAACAACGCAUUGAAUACAUAAUAUUCUUCUGACUCACAACUGCAUCUAUGAGAACGACAUGUGUAUCUAUUUCAAAGACCUCAUUACAAUUCCGACCUUUUCGUUCUGUUGACCAGUUCCUCCUAUUAACUCCACUCAGCAAAAUAAGCAUGGUGACAGAGCUUUCUCUUCUGCAGCUCCCAACCUCUGGAACAGUCUUCCCCUAUCUCUAAGAUCACUAAUGGCAACAACAAACUUCAAAUCAGCUCUAAAAACAUAUCUCUUUCUUCAAGCAUACCUAAACUAUCUUCUUGUAU